Messenger RNA from Homalodisca vitripennis (glassy-winged sharpshooter), 5724 nucleotides. Its product is annotated as synaptic vesicle glycoprotein 2C-like. The record is from RefSeq and is a predicted model, not a curated record. The coding region runs from base 43 to 1875 and encodes 610 amino acids. Gene Ontology annotation, biological process: transmembrane transport. Lineage: Eukaryota; Metazoa; Arthropoda; Insecta; Hemiptera; Cicadellidae. Gene Ontology annotation, molecular function: transmembrane transporter activity. The transcript is spliced from 11 exons.
GUCGAUGGCCUAGUAGACUGUUAGUCUGUGUGCCGGAACACAAUGGGUACCCCGGUUCAAGAUGGCUGGAUGAAACCUCCAAAAACACAGCAGACGGCAAAAAGCAAACUGCAGAAUUUCCUCGACAGAUUAGCUCGACGUCAACCUGAUUCAAAAAGUGCAACUUUACACUCAUCCAGCCAACAGUUCACACCCCCACCUACAGGAGCAGGAUCACCCUUUACCCGCACAAUCUCACUCACAGGAUCUUACAGUCUUCCUCCGACACCUCAUCCAGAAAACUCUAAUGGCAGAUUUCCUGUUUCUGGGGAACUGGACAAUGUGGAGUAUUCUGUGGCUGUAGAUUUAUUGGGUCUGGGCAAGUUCCAUGUGGGCCUGGCACUCUGCUGUGGGGUAGUGUUCCUAGCUGCAGGCCUCGAGAAUAACCUCAACGCUUACAUUCUAUCCUCUGUCUACUGUGAUCUGAAACUGAGCUCGUCUCAACUGGGGCUCCUCAAUGCAGUCUUCUUAGCAGGGGGAAUAUCCAGCAACUUUCUAUGGGGAGUGGUUGCAGAUCUAUUUGGUCGCCAUAAGGUUGUUUUGUACGGAAUGCUGGUGGAUGGAAUCAUCACUGUAUUUGCCAGCCUAUCUCAGAGUUUUGACAUGCUCUUGGCUUUACGUUUUUUCAAUGGUUUUGUGGUUGGUGGUCCAGCAUCCCUGGUACUGGCAUAUAUGGGAGAAUUCUUCCCCAAUAAAGUGAGGGCAAAGGUUAUUUGUUAUGUGGGAAUCUUCUGGACCCUUUCCUGGGUCAUCAUGCCUGCUAUGGCAUGGAUGGUAAUACCCAUACAAUGGUCCUUCCACAAGCAGUCAUUUGAGUUUAACUCCUGGCGCCUACUAGUUGCACUCACAUCACUUCCCAGUUUGAUUAGUUUCGCCCUUUUUCUCUUAUUUCCGGAAAGUCCACGGUUUCUCCUUGUUCAAGGCAAGGGAACAUUAGCUACUAGAGUCCUCGCCAGAAUAUACUCAGUCAACAGUGGCAAGGAUGCCGCUUACUAUCCGGUGAAUUCACUACAAGAUCAGAGUGGGAGUGAAGCCAAUACUGGAACAAACCCCAAAUCAAUUUGGUAUCCUGUUUGUAUACUGAUCAAACAAACCCAGCUGUUGUUUGCCGCCCCUACUAUCAAAAUAACAUUUCUCACUUGCUUCCUAUUUUUCAGCAACAUGUUCGGGUACUAUGGAUUAGGGUUAUGGCUGCCAGAGAUGUUCAACCGCCUUACCAGCCACUUAGAGAUGGUCCCAGGCGCUCAAGUGUCCUUAUGCAGUGCAGGCGUACAUCAGAACUUACCUGUCAAUGAAACUCUGACAGAGUCCAUCUGUGAUCCAACAGAUAUAGAUACCAAAGUUUUCGUCAAUUCAUUUAUUAUGGGAAUCGUUGGCCUCUUUGGUAACGUCAUCUCUGGCGUACUUGCUGAUCAACUGCAGCGAAGGACUUUACCAGUUAUACUUAUGUGCCUAUCUGCAAUUUGCAUCAUCAUCAUUUACUUUACCACGAACAUGACCUUGAACUUGGUGGUAGCCUCCACUUUUCAACUGACUGUCGGCACAGCCAACCUUGUCUACAACUCUCUUAUUGUGGAUAUGUUUCCGCCCAAUAUCAGUGGAAUGGGUGUGUGUUUGGGCAUUCUCGCAGGCAGACUGGGAGGUCUGGUCAGUAACUUGAUGUUCGGGUAUCUGCUAGACAUAUCAUGCAGUGUUCCGGUUAUCCUUGUAGCUGCAGUCUUGUUCACUGGCAGUGUGAUGAGCUUCUUCAUACCUAAUGAGCCAUACACUGAAACGAAGCCGUCCGUGGCUUCUUCACCAGAAAAAAUGAAGCACGAAGGAAUUAUUUUAACUUAGGCUGUGUGGUUGUGUUUUUAUAAUUAAUGAUGAGGUUUUAUAUUUUUUACUCCAAUAUUGGAUUAAAUUUCUCAACUCAGUCUAAAAAUGUUUUAAUAAUUAGCUAAGAGGACUAAAAUACUAAAUAUACAUCUAACUGAAUGUUUUAGAAUAAACAUAGGAUAUAAAAAAGAUAUUACAUUUAUCAAGCUGGAGAGUAGCAUAUGAUACAUGUAAAAGUAUAUUUUCAAUUCUAUGAAUAUCCUACGAUCAGAUUUAUAAGAACUGUGAUCUUUUUGCCUUUCACAACUAGUGUAAUACUGAAUUUUUUAUAGAUUGAUAUGUAUAUAAUACUCCUUCAACAACUCAAGUAUUGUAUUGUAAUAUUAGCUAUUUUUGGCUCUAACACUGACAUAGAGGCGGUGUAUACAAUCUUUGAAUAUACAGACACAUAUAUGAAAUUAAAAUAUCUUAAAAAGAAUAAGUAAUAAUUACAGAGCGAUUGUAAACUAUAGGCUUGCUAAAAUUUGAAUUGUUGGAAAUGGAUAAAUGAAAGUUUAAUACAUAAAAGAGUUAUUAUUACCUUUUGAGUUUUGGUACUUGGAAAACUGGAUGAUGUUUUGAAAGGAGGGACUAUUCUCUCCAACUGAAAAUAUUCAAAUGCUAGCUUCCUGUUUGUUAUAAAUUGUUCAAAAAAUAUUUUUAUAAGAUAUGAUUUAUCAAAAAUGGAGGUCUCAAUAUUUAUUUAUGUUUAAGAUACAAGUAUUUAAGAAAAAUAUUAAACUGUACUAAUUAUUAUUAAAUCAGUUGACUCUAUUUGAAUGUUGGCAUAGAAGCAAACUUUAAAAGUGUAAUACAUGAUCUUCAAUGUUAAAAACAUUUGUAUGAAAGUAAGUAGUAGAUAAACACUGAAUGAACUCGAACAAUAAAUCAAUAAUCCUCCCAAACAGAGAUAUCAAAUGUUAAGAUCUUGCAGUUUCCUUGUAACAUGUUUAAUUUUCAGAAAUUAUAACUCCAUCGAAAAGUUAUAUAAAUUAUACAUGUUGAAUUUGCUUAAAAUUCUAACAAAAUGGACCUGUAUUAUUGUGGGUUUUUAAUAUUUAUCUAUGGGUGUGAUUUAGAAUUUGAAGAUUUCUACAACUAAUAAAGGUAUUGGUCUGUCAUUUCCACUAAAAUCCUUGUUUUUAUGUAUUUUUCAACUACGCAUCACAAAGGGUAUUUGCUAUUUUUUAGUAAAGGACCACCUUCAUCCCUAACAUUUCUAAACACAUUAAGUAGGUAGGUCCCACAUUAACCUAGACCAAUCUUUAAUUUUUUUACCUGCAAUCAUUAAAAAGUUACUAAAAAGUAUUUUAUAAUCAUCUUCUAAAAAGCGAAGCUAUUGGAGCAAACGAGGGAAUGUUUUAUUCAUUGCUGAGAAAAAAUAUCCAACUUUAUUUUAUUUUAUGUAAGAAAAUGUCUGAUUAUACAACAUUUUUUUAAACAAAACAAUAGAGUAUGAAGUCCAUAAAAGUUAUAGGUAACUUUUGCCUUUGCACCAAUCACACGUACCAUUUAAAAAGGGUUAAGUAACAUAUUUCAUUUUUAGAAUUGAACAUCUCAUAGCAACGAGUUUGUUUAGUUUUUGGGUUAAGACACAUCAAUAUCAUAUUGGCUUUUACAAUUUUGUGAUUUUUGUGUUCUGCUUAUGAUGCUUGAUUAUUUAGCUUGAAUCACCUAAGUUGUUGUAUGAUGUGAAGGCUCAAGUUUAAAACUUUAAAGAGUAAGGUUUUAAAAUAAUAAGAAACAAAAUAUAAACUGUUUUACUUUAGUUAUGUAUCUAUAUAGUUUGUAGUAAACAAUAUAAAAAAAUUGCACUAGAAAGUAAAGUAACUCAUAUUAUGAAGAAAACUAAAAUAGUAUUCUCUGUUUAGUCACAUCAUAUUUGUGCAUGUGGGUUGUUUACAAUUUCAACAUACAAAUAACAAUAUAACUUUUGGUCAGUAUUAUAUUACAAAUCUGUGUCUCGUACAAGCUGCAUCAAAUUCAUAAUUUUAAGUUUACAAUUGUCUAGGGAUGAAUUCUCAGACCGCUGGUUUAGUUAAGUAAUGCUUGUAUUCCGGACCUAGAAACCACACCCCUUCUUAUACGAAGUUGUAACCAAAAGUUCACAAAUUGAGCUCUUAAACUGGUUUGGCUUAGCCAAAUAGUUUUCAUUGUAAUUACCUUCAAUAUCCUCACUGAGAGUUAAUGCACUUACUUCAGCGUUGUUGCUAAACCACAAAAGUGUUCUCAGUCAGUUGUUGGAGACGGUACAAUAACUUUUCAAUUCUUCUUAGAUUUCAUGUAUUGAGGUAAAGUGUCUGAUGAUAAUUAUGAUUAUCGAAAACAGUGAGAUGACCUGGUGUAAAGUCAUGAGGGAAAGGAAGAUGAGGCAUAAGAAUCAUUUAGUUUGUUUGUCAAUAACUAGGAUUUCAUAAUAGCAGUGUGGGCUUAUGUAUUGUCAAAAAUUUCCAAACUUCUUGACUCUCUUGCUUUUUAUAGGCUUGAGUUCACUUCUUUUCUAAAUUCAGAAAACUGCUGUUUUGUCUAGGAGUCAAAGGUAUAAAUCCAGAUAUCAUCAUCAGUUUUAGAAGUAAAGGCUGGAUUUACAUAGGCUAUUCGAAGGAGCUCUUGACAAUCAUCAACUGGCUGUUUUUGUGCAGUGUCAAGAAGCCGAGAAAUCCAUUUGGCAAAACGCAUUGCAUGCUCAUAUUUCUGGCAAAAUUUCUUGGCAUUGUCCGUAAUAACUGUUUAUUUCCUCACAAAUCUCCAGAACUGAUUGACGACCACCUUCUGAAACAAUAAGGCGAAUUUUGUCCACAUUUUCUGGGAUUGUACUAUGAUCGCUUGUCAUUUUCAACUGUGUCCCUGUAUUUUUUAAAGCUGGUAUACUACUCAAGAACUAUUGUGCGGCUUCAAGAAUCCUUACCAAAAACCAGCUUAAUUAUUUCAAAUCUCACUGCCCAAAUAUCUGAGUUUAAUACAAAACUUCACACAAAUGGGUAGUUUAGUUUUAGAGUCCAUUUUUAAAACAGGAAAAUAAUUUCAAAGCACAAAACAAAGAGAAGAAAUCAAACCAAUAGUCAUGAAACAAAAUCACAUUGCAUACUGACUACCGAUAAUACAAAUAGUUCACUGCCAGAUUUAACUUGUCCCGUGCAACUGUCUGCAGCAGUGAUAUCAGUCUAGGAGCUUUCGGGUAUGAUGUGUGUAUACAGUUCCCUAACUGAUCAAGUUACCUAUGUAAUCCUCAUAGUGAAACUCUACACAAGAGUGUACACACACACAUAAGUGUGCACUUGAACUUAUAAACCUCUUUUUGGUGCUUGAUUGGUGAUAUUUUGUCUCCUCUGAUGUAAUCUAAGAGGAGCUGUGAUGUCAUUGUAAUGUUAGCAGUACCACAGUGAUAAAAUUCAGGAAUUAGUGGAAUUACCACUUCACUUCUGGAAAAAGACCUUGGGUCUUCUGUAUAUGGUACUACUUUUAUUCUUAUCAUUAAUUCAGUGUUGUUGCCAAAUAUUUAGACUGAAAACUUUUUAUGUAUAUUUAGAAAUUGUACUUUUACUUGUUAGUAUUUAUUUAUGUAUUCAUGUAUUUUUUACUUAUGAUAUUUAAUAGUUUUUUAAUCAUCCACAGUUAACACUAUUUAUUUUUAUGUAUCAUUGUUAUAAUGAAAUUAGUAUAUGAUAUGACAUGGAACUUACCAAAUAAACUGUCAUAAAUAAAACUAAACAUUGUAACAUGUGUAUGUCUAAAAAAAUAGUGAUUUAGACGUAUUCUUAUAUGUAUUAUUUAUUAAUAUUUGUAUUUAUUGUAGUACUAUAAAGAAUGAAGUUUUUUUUAUGCUUA